AUGGGAGCAGUGAAACUGAUUGGAACUUAUACAAGCCUGUUCAGCAUAAGGGUUGAAUGGGCUUUGAAGCUUAAAGAAAUGCAAUAUGAAUACUUAGAAGAUGAUAUAUUCAAUAAAAGUCCCCUCCUUCUUAAGCACAACCCUGUUCACAAGAAGAUCCCCGUUCUGGUCCAUGAUGACAAACCAACUGCCGAGUCAUUUGUCAUCCUUCAAUACAUCGACGAGACAUGGAAAGAUAAUCCCUUACUGCCUCAAGAUCCUUAUGAAAGAGCCACAGCUCUUUUUUGGGCUAAAUUUGCUGACGAGAAGCAUGACAGUCUUGUAUCUUUAUCUUGGAAAUUUUGCCUGCAAACAAGGUUUGAUGUUCUCUCUCUCUCUCUCUCUCUCUCUCUAUUAUCGCAAGGGCAGUGUUUGGUAGAAGCAUAUACGGCUGCCUGGACUGAGGGAGAUGAAAAGGAGAAGGCCAUAAAGUCUGCUCAAGAAUCAUUUGCAUUUCUUGAGAAGCUGAUUCAAGGGAAGAAAUUUUUCAGUGGAGAUGAUACGAUAGGCUAUUUGGAUCUAGCAAUGGGUUGGAUUCCUCUGUGUCUAGAUGUUAUGGAAGAAAUUGGAGGCAUGAAACUGGUUGAUGCUAAGAAGUUCCCAUCUCUUCUUGAAUGGGCUCAGAACUUCAUUGAAAUCCCACUCAUCAAAGAACGUCUUCCACCAAGAGAUGCUCUCUCCAACUACUUGAAUAUGAUUGCCAGCUACAAGCGUUCCCACAAGUAG
Molecule: messenger RNA, 765 nt
Organism: Dovyalis caffra
Lineage: Eukaryota; Viridiplantae; Streptophyta; Magnoliopsida; Malpighiales; Salicaceae
Source: the annotation of a GenBank genome assembly